This is a messenger RNA of Ostreococcus lucimarinus CCE9901, 2076 nucleotides long. RefSeq lists its product with no specific name. The transcript has a single exon. Gene Ontology annotation, cellular component: nucleus. Gene Ontology annotation, molecular function: preribosome binding; ATP hydrolysis activity; RNA binding. The record is from RefSeq and is a predicted model, not a curated record. NCBI's taxonomy places the organism in Eukaryota, Viridiplantae, Chlorophyta, Mamiellophyceae, Mamiellales, Bathycoccaceae. Gene Ontology annotation, biological process: ribosome biogenesis. Bases 1 to 2076 code for a protein of 691 amino acids.
AUGAAAAUCGAACGCCUGGAGAAAAGCAAGGAUAAGAAGCGAGGGAAAAAAGGUAAGGGGCAUCGUCGCAAGCGGAAGGGUGACCGAGACAGCGACAGUGAGAGUUUGGAUGAGGAUGAGUUUGGACGAACGACGAGCGCGAAGGCGUUUGCGCAAAUGACGUCGCCUCGCUCGGUGAAGUUGUCGGAUUUAGGCGGGAUCGAGGACUCGCUGAAGGACAUCAAGGAGCUCAUACUGUGCCCUUUGAUGCAUCCCGAGUUGUACGCAUGGCUCGGGGUCGAUCCGCCGCGCGGGGUGUUGCUUCACGGCCCGCCGGGUUGCGGCAAGACGACGUUGGCGCACGCCAUCGCGCAAGAGGCGAAAGUGCCCUUCUUCUCCAUAGCGGCCACGGAGAUUGUGAGUGGAAUGAGUGGCGAGUCUGAAGCGAAGAUACGUGAGUUGUUCCAGUCCGCCGCCGCGCACGCGCCGUCGCUGAUUUUCAUCGACGAGAUCGACGCAAUCGUCCCGAAGCGCGAGAGCGCGCAGCGAGAGAUGGAACGUCGAAUUGUCGCCCAGCUGUUAGCGUCCAUGGACGAUCUUCAAUCAACAAUCGAUGGCACGGACGAGGUGGAUCGACUAGCGCGGUGUCGUCGCCACGUCACCGUCAUCGGCGCCACGAAUAGACCGGACGGUAUGGACGCCGCGCUUCGUCGCGCCGGACGCUUUGAUCGCGAAAUCAUGCUCGGCAUUCCAGACGAAGCCGCGCGAGAGCGCAUUUUGCGAGUGCAGGCGACCAAGCUUCGCUUGAAUGGAGAUUUAGACUUGCGCGAAAUCGCAAAGAAAACGCCCGGCUAUGUCGGCGCGGAUUUAUCGGCGUUGGCCAAGGAAGCCGCCGCGUCGGCGGUCACGCGCAUCUUUAAAAAGCUCGAGGACGAGGAAAGGGCGAGCGCGGAUGUGACGAUGGACGAGGGUGUCGCGCCCGCACUGGGGGGGGACACUCGUCUCGCGACUGGUCGCUUAGCGGAUCCGCGUCCGCUCACCGAGGACGAACUCGAGGAUCUAGCAAUCACCAUGGAAGAUUUCUCCCUCGCGCUCACGCGCGUGCAACCGUCGGCGCAACGCGAAGGUUUCACCACGACGCCGAACGUGACUUGGGACGACGUUGGCUCGCUCACAGAAAUUCGCGAAGAGUUGAAGUUCUCCAUUGCUGAGCCCAUCGCUCAUCCCGAGCGAUUCCAAGCGAUGGGUUUGAACAUCUCUACGGGCGUCUUGCUCUACGGCCCACCGGGGUGCGGCAAAACGCUCGUCGCCAAGGCGACGGCGAACGAGGCGAUGGCGAAUUUCAUAUCCAUCAAAGGUCCAGAGUUAUUAAAUAAGUACGUCGGUGAGAGCGAGCGCGCGGUGCGGACGCUGUUCCAGCGCGCACGAAGUGCGAGCCCGUGCGUGUUAUUCUUUGACGAGAUGGAUUCUCUGGCGCCGCGUCGCGGAAGCGGCGGCGACAACACCUCAGCCGAGCGCGUCGUGAACCAACUUCUCACCGAGAUGGACGGUCUCGAAGCGCGAAACGCGACGUUCUUGAUCGCGGCGACGAACCGACCCGACAUGAUCGAUCCAGCGAUGCUGCGUCCCGGGCGCUUGGACAAGCUCUUGUACGUUCCGUUGCCGCCGCCGGACGGCCGAGUCGCCAUCUUGAAGACGCUCACGCGCCGAACGCCCAUCGCACCAGACGUACGCGUGGAUCAAAUCGCGCUCGGUCGAUCGUGCGAAGGCUUCAGCGGCGCCGACUUGGCGGCGCUCGUGCGCGAAGCGUGCGUGGCGGCGUUGAAAUCGAUGACGCUCGAAUCGACGCCGACGGUGACGACGAAGCACUUCGAAGAGGCGUUCACGAAGGUGCAACCCUCGGUGAGCAAGUCGGAUCACGCGCGUUACGAUGAAUUGCGUCGAAAGCUCCGUCGCGAGCGCGGGACGAUCAACAGCGCGCGCCGCUCUUCCUCCGCCGAAAAUCUCGCCGUCGAGCCCGCGUCCAACAAGCGCGUUCGCCCCGGCGACGACGACGACCGCGACGACCGCGACGCGCCCGAAUUAGCCACCUCUUAG